UACAAGCAACGUCAGACUGAUUUAGGCAAGGGGUGGAUUAUAACAGUGUGUGUCUGUUGUCUUGUUUUAAAAAAUAAACAAGCUAACCAAUGUAAUAUCCUGCAUUAUGUCACGAGUCACUGUAACAGAAAACGGCAAUCAGUAUAUCAUUUCAUAAAACGCUUGAAGGAGCGGACUGAAAGUAACGUAUGCUCCCCUAUGCUUUUGAGUUGCUGGCGCAUCGGAAGCAGGAAGUUGGCGCGUCCGAAGGAAAACAUUAAGCUGUCAGAAUCUUGACGUGGAAAUACACACGGAGUGGGUUUGUAUAUUGUGGUUCAGUGGAGAAUGAGUGUUCCUGACUAUAUGCAGUGUGCAGAUGAUCACCAGACUCUUCUGGUGGUGGUGCAGCCGGUGGGGAUCGUCCCAGAGGACCAGUUCUUCCGGAUCUACAAGAGGAUUGCUUCAGUCAGCCAGAUCAGCGUCCGUGAUUCCCAGAGGGUACUCUUCAUCCGCUACCGACACCACUACCCGCCAGAGAACAACGACUGGGGGGACUUCCAGACUCACCGCAAAGUGGUGGGGCUGAUCGCGGUGACUGAGUGCACCUCAGCCAAGGAGUGGCCCCAGACCUCCGAACGCUUCCACGACCACAAGGAGGUGUACGGCACCACGCUGUACGAUUCUCGGCUGCUGGUGUAUGGGCUGCAAGGGGAGGUCACGGAACAGGCCCGCACUGACGUCGCCUUCUACCCCAGCUACGAGGAGUGCGAGGACGUGGAGAGGAGAGUGGAGGACUUCAUAGAAUCACUCUUCAUCGUUUUGGAGUCCAAGCGCCUGGACAGGGCUACUGACAAGUCGGGGGACAAGAUCCCUCUGCUGUGCAUUCCCUUCGAGAAGAAGGAUUUUGUUGGGCUGGAUACUGAUAGCAGGCACUAUAAGAAGCGCUGCCAGGGGAGGAUGAGGAAGCACGUGGGGGACCUGUGCUUGCAGGCAGGGAUGCUGCAGGAUGCCUUGGUUCAUUAUCACAUGGCAGUGGAGCUGCUGCGCUCAGUCAAUGAUUUCUUAUGGCUUGGAGCUGCCCUGGAGGGACUCUGCUCCGCCUCAGUCAUCUGCCACUAUCCAGGGGGCACUGCUGGCAGGUCAGCAGCCCGUAAACCCAGCAUCUCUGUCCCUGCUGACUCUGGCAAGCGACACCGACCAGGGGCUCAGGAGCUUCUCAUUGACCCAGGUGCUCUAACCACUAAUGGCAUCAGCGCAGACACCAGCAGUGAGAUCGGGAGAGCCAAGAACUGCCUGAGUCCCGAGGACAUCAUAGAGAAGUACAAGGAGGCCAUCUCUUACUACGGCAAGUAUAAGAAUGCUGGCGUGAUUGAGCUGGAAGCAUGUGUGAAGGCUGUCAGAGUGCUGGCUAUCCAGAAGAGGGCCAUGGAAGCAUCAGAGUUCCUGCAGAAUGCAGUCUACAUCAACCUGGGUCAGCUGUCGGAGGAGGAGAAGAUCCAGCGCUACAGCAUCCUGUCCGAGCUGUACCACCUGAUUGGUUUCCAGCGCAAGUCUGCCUUCUUCAAGCGCGUGGCGGCCAUGCAGUGCGUAGCGCCCACCAUCCCGGAGCCUGGCUGGAGAGCCUGCUACAAGCUGCUGCUGGAGACCCUGCCUGGGUACAGUCUGUCUCUGGACCCGCAACACUUCAGCCAAGGCACUCACAGAGGCUGGGCGGCGGUGCAGAUGCGACUGCUCCAUGAACUGGUCUACGCUUCCAGACGAAUGGGAAACCCAGGGCUGUCUGUGCGCCACCUCUCCUUCCUGCUGCAGACCAUGCUCGACUUCCUGUCUGACCAAGAGAAGAAGGAAGUAACCCAGAGCCUGGAGAACUAUACAUCCAAGUGUCCUGGCAGCAUGGAGGUCAUUACACUCUCCGGCGGCCUCAAGCUGCUUCCAGUGGCCUUCACCAAACUCCCUAUUGUCAGGUCAGUGAAGCUCCUCAAUCUGCCAGUGACCCUGCGGCCGCGCAAGGUGAAGAGCCUGCUGGGGCAAAGCAUGGCUGUCAAGAGCCCCUUCAUUUACUCCCCUAUCACUGUGCACCACCGAGGGGACGAGCGCUCAAAGAAAAUAGAUUUCCAGUGGGUCCAAGGAGAUGUCUGUGAGGUCCAGCUGAUGGUCUAUAACCCCAUGCCUUUUGAGCUACGGGUGGAGAAUAUGGGUCUUUUGACUUCGGGAGUUGAAUUUGAGUCUCUGCCUGCUGCCCUCUCACUACCAGCUGAGUCUGGCCUGUAUCCUGUCACACUAGUUGGAGUUCCACGGACCGCAGGCAGCAUUACAGUCAAUGGCUACCACACGUCAGUGUUUGGGGUUACAAGUGACUGCCUUCUAGAAAGCCUUCCUGCAGUGAAGACCAGUGGCUGCACAGUGGAGGUGGUUCCUGCUCUUCCCCGGCUCCAGCUGAACACCUCCCUCCCACGCUCUGCCCACAUGCUGCUGCCAGCCUCAGGAGAAGAGGUCUCCACCAGCGUGUCUGUCCAGCUCUUCAACGGAGAGACACGGCAGCUGAUCAUCAGACUGGAGAACAUCGGAGCAGAGCCCCUCGAGACCUUGGAGCUCACCUCCAAGACUGUCAAUACGAAAGAGAAGCUGUUUGGCGAGUUCCUCAGCUGGAGCCUGGAAGACACGCUGUCUCAGUUUCCACUGAAGCCAGGUCAGGUGGCCACUUUAACUGUGAACAUAAAGGUGAAGCUGGACUUCUCUGGCCAGGAGAACCUGCUGCAGGACCUGAACGAUGAUGGAAUCAGCGUGACAGGACUGCCCAUUUCCAGCCCUCUCAGACAGGUCCUGAAACCCAGAGCGGAGAGCAAGGCUGGAAACCCUCCUGAGUCCAGCAAGGGCGGAGAGUAUAACCACGUCAAGACUCUUGAAGCGAUCCUGAACUUCAAGUACUCUGGGGGUCCGGGCCACACUGAGGGCUAUUACAGGGACCUGUCUCUGGGUCUGCAUGUGGACGUGGAGCCCUCUGUGUUCUUCACACGGGUCAGCACCCUCCCUGCAACCAGCACCCGGCAGUGCCACCUUCUCCUGGAUGUCUUCAACUCAACGGAGCACGAGCUCGCUGUCAGUGCCAAGAACAACGAAGACCUGGUCCUGCAUGCUGGAGAGUGCCAGAGAAUGGCCAUUCAGGUGAACAAGUUUGAUUUUGAGGAUCUCCCAGAACCCCAGGAUGAGAGAGGCCAGUUCACCAGCCUGAAGCAGCUGGAGGAGGAGAGGCAGCAGGCCAGGGGAUACGAGAUAAACAGCAAACUGGACAUCUGCUGGGAAAUCCCAUCUCUGAAACGACAGGGGGAGGCCAGUGUGGAGGGUGUGCUGAACCAGCUGGUCCUGGAGCAUCUGCAGCUGGCACCUUUACAGUGGGACGUGCUGGUUAAUGGGCAGCCCUGUGACUGUGACAUUGUAGCUGAAUGUGAAGUUGGUGAUCUUGUGCCCCUGGAAGUGAAGCUGACCAAUCGGAGCAAGCAUGUUGUGGGUCCCUUCGCCCUGACUGUCAUCCCCUUCCAGGACUACCAGAAUGGGGUCCACAAUUACGAGCUCCAGGACGCUGUCACCUUUGUGGGCUCCAACACCUUCUAUAUCGACUCUGUAAAUCCCACUGAGAAUUGUGUCUGCGAUGGCGCCCUCCUCUUCCUUUACACUGGCGAUUUCUACCUGAACAUCAAGUUCCACGAUGACAACUCCAGCCGAGAGCUGCCUCUGGACUGGUUCUGCCUGCCCAGUGUCCACAUUAAAGCCCUGGAGCCAGCGCUUCAAACAAUGCUGUAAACUAUCCCUCAUUGUCUUCUCUUCCCCUUUCCACCUCCUUCAGACUCACGUAUCCGCUUUCUGCAGUCAUUGUGUCCCAAUGGGGGAUGUGCUUUGGAUAAGCUUGGUCCUGCAGUUACACCCAAACCCAAGUGAUGCAAGGUCAGGACCGACAGAGCACCAGAGGGAAUGGUUUGACCUCUGCAUGCUGUUUUACAUCAUCUGUUGGUAGUAUUGUUCAUAUUGAAUUUUUUUUUUAAAUUAAGGUUUAUUAUUCUUAAGGUUUAUUACAAUAAAUUAUUUCUGGCUGCUAGAAUACUCCUUUCUACUAGAUGUACCCUGGGGGGGGGAUUGGUAAUUGACCUUUAUUGUAUAGCGCCUUGUAUAAUAUUCUAUAUGUAUAAACACAGGCACAAACAUGCUGUAUAAACAAAUGUAUGCCAAAUCCACCAGACCUGCAGUUUGGUUAUUUUAUCUAGAGUGUGUUUGAGAAAAGAGUUUGUGGAAGCAAUUCUAGAAUAGCGUGAGAUUGUAAGACUGCAUUAUUUAUGAAGGGAGCCAUACUCUAGGGCAGUAACAGGUGUUGAAGAGACACUUUGCUAAUAACUUGUGAUAUAUUUGCUCUUCACUUAAAUCAUUAGUUCCAAAUGUAAUGUCCACAGUUAUAAAGUGUAAAAGUAAUGUUGAAUAUAUUGUACAAGAGAUGACAGCCUGAAAUAGGAAAUGAAUUUACUGUUUAUGUGCAUUUGUGACUGUCUGAUUCCAGUCAUGCAGAAUGAGGACAUGGUAUUUUAGUUUCAGGGGCACUGUCUACAUGUUAUAGAUUUUGCUCCUGUUUGCAUACCAGCAGACACACUGAGGUAAUUUCUUUCUCUUACCCGAGUCAAAGUGUGCCUUGCCCUGCCUCCUUCUUUAAAAAAAAAAAUAUUACCAUAGAACAUUGUUGUAUUUUUUUUAUAUUGGAGAGUUCUGUGCUAAUGUUUAACCAAAAUACCAUUACAGUAUUUUCAUUGAAUGUGUCCAUGGUGUUUAGAUGUUCAACGUACAGGAAUCUGCUUCAUUGUUUGGGAAUUAAGACAGUAGAAAGCCCCUCUGUUUGCCUUGUGAAUGUCAGUGGCUCAGGGAGGGUGUAUAUGGAUAUGCUGUAAUGUGUGGUGAUAUGUAAUAGGUAAUUCAAACAGGGGCUGGGCAUUUCUGGAGCACUGUUCUGUGUCUGUAGCAACCUUGACUCUGUGAUUUUUGAAUGUUUAGUAAUGUUUGUCAUACAUUGACAUCUUAAAGAUAAAAAUGCUCAUUUACAAGUUAUUAAUACCGAUGUUCUUCUGUGUUGAGGAGCACGGGCUGGGAUGUCUGUUGAAGGUGUUGUAUAUUUAAAAGGAUUGGGGUGCACUUGCUCCUCCCAUGCUGUAUUCAUGCUAGCCUUUAUUGUUUGUUGCUUUCCAUUGUUCAUAUUAUACUUCAGCACUCUUAUGUGAUUAAUAAAACCUUAAGUUGUUGGCA
Molecule: messenger RNA, 5259 nt
Organism: Polyodon spathula (Mississippi paddlefish)
Lineage: Eukaryota; Metazoa; Chordata; Actinopteri; Acipenseriformes; Polyodontidae
Gene: trappc9
Product: trafficking protein particle complex subunit 9
Exons: 23
Coding region: 325-3780 (1151 amino acids)
Cellular component (GO): trans-Golgi network
Source: RefSeq, a predicted model, not a curated record